GACUGAAAUAGACUGUGUCGAUGAACGUCUAGUGCAAUUUCAACUACCUUCUUUCGAAUAUUUCUUUAGCUGAAUGUUUACCUUUGAAAAUCCUCAAUCGAUUGAAGAUCCAUUUGGGUAGCCUGUACAGAAAAAGCAAGGGAAAGAGAAAGAGAGAGAGAGAGAGAGAGAGAGACAGAACCACAAGUGAUCUGUGAGAAAUCACAUCUUCUAUUCUAUGUGUUGCAGCUUCCUGGAUGAUAAACACAGAUUCCUUGUUUGUAUGGAGAUGAUGUCAGAUCCUACAGCAAGAUCUGUGGGCAAUAAGUCCAUUUCUGAUAGUAUAGACCAACAGAGCGUUACACGGCCAAAGUUUCAGCCGAUACGUCUCAAGGCACUUGAACAUUUUUGUGAAAGUGAUGAUGAUGAUGAUGAUGAUGAUGAUGAUGAUGAUGAUGAUGAUGAUGAUAACAACAGUAAAAGGGAACCUCAGGAGUCUGAAGACGAAUCGGAUGAUGAUCCACAGCCAUUGCCACAAAAUGAAUCUAUUGAAAAUGUACAACAAUCUCUAUCUGAAGAAGUUAACUCUUUGAACAUUGAUACACAGAAUGAAAACAAGUUUUCUAUGCACAUCUCAGAAGAAAGCCACAAAGUUGCAUGUAAUAUUUCCCACAUUGUAGAUGAGUUAAGCUGUACAAUAAGUAACAAAGAGGAAGAUAAAGUUAGCAAUGUAAAUGUUGAAAACUGUCUUUCGCUUGAAAGAUUAAAUAAGUUAGAGAUUUACACAAGUAAGAAUGAAGAGGAAACACAAGGCUGUAAUGAUGAUAAAGCUGUUUCAAAGAACCACCAAGAUGACUCUAUUCAUGAAUGUCCAACAAAUGUAGCUUUACCUUCUUCAUCACUACUAUUCUACAAAGGGGAUUACAACACAAAGGCCGAUGCGAAUAGAAGUCUGCAGUCAACAGACAAUGGUUAUCAGUUGCUUCACGAAAAUGCUCACAUGUCGAAUCUAUUAAGCAGAAGGAAAGAAGAGCACAUGUACAACAUGUUACCAGAGAACAAAAGGCUGUUAGGGACCAGCGAUAGUUUUUUAUUAAACUUAAACAAAGAAGACAAAUGGCACAAAGGUAUGCAGAACUUGGCAAGUAUUGAGCAGUGCAGUAAGAAUCGUGAGGAGGAGUAUCAUCGCAUAAUCUCGAAUGUUGAACCGGAAUCCGUCAGCAUGUCGCAGAACACAUCUGCGAAUUCGACUCAUUCUACCGCCAAGUACAGUUCGCAAUACAACGUUGCGAAAUACGAAGGGAACGAGAAAUAUGCAGCCUCGGAGAGUAAGCGUGUCGACUUCAGUACGCCAUCGUUGAAUGACAUGGGCAAAACAUUUUCCUCCUCGAAUCGCUUGAUCGUGGAGACCCCGAUGAAGCACAUGCACGGCACAAUGCAUCCGAAUCCAUGCACGUCACAUAAGCAGUUGUUCCGCACCCCGCAGAACAAGCUGUCCAGCGAUCUCAGCAAAGGUCACAUUCAGACUCCGUCCACAAUAUUAUCCAGCUGGUGUCACAAUACGUGUCACAAUACGAGACACACGCCGAUGGAUGGUAAAAGCCAUUCAACGAAGGACUGUUUGCAAACAUCGAAGAAUACAGUUUAUGCGCCGGUCAUAGGGAGAGGAGAAUCGUCCAGAUGCUUCGGACCAGACAUGAAAAGUGCAAGGCGACCUUUAACAGACGCCAAACUGACGCACAGCGAUUCCUCGACGUAUCCUCUGGAAGUGAGGCCGCUCAUAUUACAGAAACUUUCUGAGACCAAGCGCGUUACAUCUGAAGUACAACAAGAUGAUAGAAGCAAGAAGACGGUAGGACUGUCGGAAGUGAAGUUAACGCAGAGAGAAGUGAAUUAUGAUAAAGAUUUAAAGUCGACCAACCUCGUCGAGGAAACGAAGGAAAACAAACAGCCCAAUUUACCGGAAGCUCUGCUGGGAAACGAUAGGAAAAUCAUGCAAGAAAGCAACCAAGUGAUCAUCGGUUCUAGCAUGGGCUUGAAAGUGGUGCAAGAACCUGCAUGUAAGUACAACAUCGAAGACAACGUCGUCCCGAAUACAGAGUGCAGAGACUCGCAGGAUCAUCUAAGGCAGCGCGAGGGAUCGCGGCAGAUCGUGGACAAAGUAGGGAACGUGCAGUUCUCUGUGCCGUCGAAUAUUCCACAGCAACGUCAACGUAAGACGCUGUUCGUGAAGGACAGGGAAUAUUUAAUCUUAGGCUCCUUGGGCCAAGGGAUGAGCGGCGAGGUGUUGCGGGUGCAGGAUUUGUCCUGCGGCGAGUUGCGCGCUAUCAAGUGCGUGAACUUGAAUAAAAUGGAUAAGGAGUCUGCACAGGGCUGCUUGGACGAGAUCUCCUUGCUGCAUAAGUUACAGGCGCCCUGCGUCGUUAGAAUGUUCGACUACCAGAUCAGAGAGUCUAUGGUUCACGUAGUGAUGGAGAUGGGUGAUACCGAUCUCAGUCGGCUCCUGAAAUCCAUGUCCCAGGAGAAGCAGAUUCCUCUCACGAUGAUUCUGUAUUACUGGACCGAAAUGCUCACCGCUGUAAAACACAUACACAAUAACGGAGUCAUACAUUCGGACUUGAAACCAGCGAAUUUCUUAUUGGUACGAGGUCGACUCAAGCUGAUAGAUUUCGGUAUUGCCUCUAAUAUAAAUUCGGACAUGACGUCCGUCUUGAAGAAUAAUCCAAUCGGCACAUUAAAUUACAUUAGCCCGGAAGCCCUGAUGGACAUUGGCGGGAGCGCGGACUCGCCCACUCAAAACGUUAAGUACAAGAUAAGCUUCAAGUCGGACGUUUGGUCAUUGGGAUGCAUCUUGUACAGUCUGGUGUACGGUCAUACACCUUUCCACCAUAUACGUUCCCAAUGGGCAAAAGUGAACGCCAUAACCAACCCGAAGCCAAACAUCUCGUUCCCGGCUGCGACGUUCUCGAACGAGUUCCAGGAUUGUGAGCGCGCACCGCCCGUCUUGAUCGACGUCAUGCGAAAGUGUCUUCAGCAUGACCCGAAGGCGAGACCUACGGUGUCGCAAUUGUUGCAGGUGCAAUACGUACCCACCAAGCAGAAUGUCGCAGCGAUGGUGCCCGACAUCCCGGCGAAUAUCCUCAUAAAAAUAAGACAUACUCUGAACGAGGAAGAGUGGCGGCACUUGAUUCAGAUACUGGACACAAAGCGACAUCAUACAUAAUAUUAUGGAAAUAAUAACUUAUACAUUUAUACUGGUGUACAUAAAAGUAUUUGUAUAUACAUACAAGAGACAAUUUGCAGCGAGGCGCAAAUAUAUAGAAUAUUUGAUGACACAUGUUAAGGAAGCUGAUGGUGAAAAUAACAUAGAUAUAUAUAUAUAGUAUAGAUAUACGCGUGUAGAAAAAGGAAAGAGAGAGAGAGAGAGAGAGAGAGAGAGAGAGAGAGAGAGAGAGAGAGAGAAAAGAUAGAUAGUAUGGUAGAUAGAUGGUAAAGAAAUCUAAGGUCAGAAUAGUGUUCAUAAAUAAAAUUGCAAUAGAAUUAUGCUUACCUAUGUCGCGCGAACACGAAGCUUCGUGUAUAUCAAUAACAAUUGCAUUAUGAAAGUAAAAUUUUAUAAGACUAUCUAUUAAAUUAAAAUAAUUUCUUCUCGAUCUUUUUCUUUUUUAUUAUCUGAUAUUCGCGCAUAUAAAUACAUCUGCUACACUUUUGCGACGGCUAACACUAUAACGAUAACCGGCGUCUCCAGCGAUAUU
Harpegnathos saltator (Jerdon's jumping ant) is the source of this 3734-nucleotide messenger RNA. RefSeq names its product dual specificity protein kinase monopolar spindle 1 (gene Mps1). Gene Ontology annotation, cellular component: kinetochore; nucleus. The record is from RefSeq and is a predicted model, not a curated record. Lineage: Eukaryota; Metazoa; Arthropoda; Insecta; Hymenoptera; Formicidae. The transcript has 8 exons. Gene Ontology annotation, biological process: peptidyl-serine phosphorylation; mitotic spindle assembly checkpoint signaling; protein localization to kinetochore. Gene Ontology annotation, molecular function: ATP binding; protein serine/threonine/tyrosine kinase activity; protein serine/threonine kinase activity. The coding region runs from base 218 to 3202 and encodes 994 amino acids.